AUGCACAUCCAAUUACUCGUGCUUGCUCGUUCGGCCAGCAGUGAACAGCAGCGCAACGAUAUGACGAUGAUUCAAACCUUUAUUUCAUUCACUUUAAAAAAACAUGCGGCUGUACCAUCCGACAUUGCUGGUUAUUUCAUGCAGAGUUAUGUGUUAGUCUACUUAUUCAAAUACCAGUCUAUGCGUCCUGCUAAAGCCGGACUUCAGACUUCUUGCGGUGUUCGGUUCAUGUGCCUCCACUGA
Necator americanus (New World hookworm) is the source of this 243-nucleotide messenger RNA. RefSeq lists its product as uncharacterized. Bases 1 to 243 code for a protein of 80 amino acids. The transcript is spliced from 4 exons. The record is from RefSeq and is a predicted model, not a curated record. Lineage: Eukaryota; Metazoa; Nematoda; Chromadorea; Rhabditida; Ancylostomatidae.